Messenger RNA from Lodderomyces parapsilosis, 633 nucleotides. RefSeq lists its product as uncharacterized. Lineage: Eukaryota; Fungi; Ascomycota; Pichiomycetes; Serinales; Debaryomycetaceae. The transcript has a single exon. The coding region runs from base 1 to 633 and encodes 210 amino acids. The record is from RefSeq and is a predicted model, not a curated record.
AUGGCAGGUGAAAACAUAGCAGAUAGCACAUCCGAUGAUACGAGUGAGAUUGAAGUAAGGCCCUAUAGCCAGGUAGAUACUGGUACGUCGAGCGGCUCUCAAAGGGUUGGCUUGGACUCAUCUCAACCUACCUCACGUAGGCUGCUCACGCGUGCCACCACAAUUGACGACGAGGAAAAUGCUCGUGUUCUGCCACAUUUCCCAUACCCACUUGUUAUGAAAGUAGUCAGUUCAGAACCUAGAGAUGUUCUACAAUCAGAGAGGACUUUUCUUACGUUCACUCGGUUUGCAACAGCAUUGUUCUUCACGGCUUUAGGGAUAAUCUUGAAUUUCAAGUUUGAUACUUCUGGCGAUGACGCUGCUAAAUCGCCAGAUGAAGAGGAUCAAAAACACAAUUUUAAUCAUACAAAGUUUUCAGUGGCUGUUUCGUAUAUUUUGUUGGUGUUGUCGCUAUUUGUGUUAGUAGUCAGUGGAUCGAGUUAUUACAUUACAAUCAAUCGAUAUGCACAACACAAGAUUGCUACUUAUAACUUCAAUAAUCUACCUACAGCUGCGUGCAUCACUGGUGUAAUUAUCACAUUGAUUGUGAUUAAUGUGACGCUAAUUGUUGAAGGAUUUUUAGAAACGAAAUAG